ACGCCGGUUCCCUCGGGCGCGCUGACGUCAAACUCCGCGGCGGCGCGGCGUCCUUUCUCUCCCUCUCGCUCUCUCUGGCUGUGCCUCUGCUUCCUUCCCCUCCGCCUCUCUUUCUCGCUCCUGGUCCGAAUGAAAGGGAAGAAGGUUCCCGGCGGGAGAAGGCCUUGGGAGCGGGCUUUCUGAAGGGAAGGCGUCCCUCUUUCGCCGGGCUUCGGCCGCCUUGGUAGGCCCCACGCCGCGCCUCGACGCGCGCCCCUCAGUUGUUUCCAGGGAGGUCGAGGUAAUCGAUGUGAGUGCCUUUUCGCCCCUUGGGUGUCCAGUCACAGCUGAUCUUGGGAGCCUUGGCAAAGACUGAGGCAGCAUUUCUCAAGCUGUCUUUAAAAAUCAUGUCAGCCUCAGUUGGACCAAAAAAGGGACCGGGAAGGCAGCGCAAAUGUGGCUUCUGCAGGUCCAACCGAGAUAGCGAGUGCGGACAGCUCUUGCUCUCUGAAAACCAUAAGGUGGCAGCACAUCAUAAAUGUAUGCUCUUCUCGUCUGCCUUGGUAUCUUCACACUCCGAUAACGAGAGCCUUGGGGGCUUUUCCAUAGAAGACGUGCAAAAGGAGAUCAAAAGAGGCACUAAGCUGAAAUGCUCUUUUUGCCACUGUCCCGGAGCAACCAUCGGUUGCGAUGUCAAUACCUGCCAUAAGACAUAUCACUAUUACUGUGCAUUGCACGAUAAAGCUCAGAUCCGGGAGAAGCCUUCCCAAGGCAUCUACAUGAUAUUUUGUCGAAAACACAAGAAAGCGCCACACAACUCUGAAGCAGAUCUAGAAGAAGGCCUAAAUGAGCACGAGUUGGAAGCGUCUCCCCCUAAAAAGAGGGGGCGCAAAGGGAGGCCCCGGAAGACGUCGCUCCAGGGGCAGACGGAAGACGCGCGGUCCACGUCAUCGCACGGCACAGAUGACGUAGAAAGCAGCUCCUAUAGAGACAGAUCGCCUCACAGAAGCGGCCCCAAUGACACAAAACCUAAGUGCGGGUUCUGUCACGCAGGCGACGAAGAGAACGAAGCUCGAGGGAAGCUUCAUAUAUUCAAUGCCAAAAAGGCAGCCGCACAUUACAAGUGUAUGUUGUUCUCUUCCGGCACCGUACAAUUGACGACAACAUCGAGGGCAGAGUUUGGCGAUUUUGAUAUUAAAACCGUACUUCAAGAAAUCAAACGAGGGAAAAGAAUGAAGUGUACGCUUUGCAGUCAGUCCGGAGCCACCAUUGGAUGCGAGAUUAAGGCCUGCAUCAAGACUUACCAUUACCACUGUGGAGUACAAGACAAAGCGAAGUACAUAGAGAACAUGUCGCGAGGGAUUUACAAGCUUUACUGUAAAAACCACAGUGGGAACGAUGAGCGUGAUGAAGAGGAUGAGGAGCGAGAAAGCAAGAGCCGCGAGAAAUCAGUGGCGGAUCAUGGCAGCGUUCCCCAGCAGCAGUUGAAUGGAAACUAGGUUCAAGUGACAUGGUGAAACUGGGAAUGAAUAAGACAUCCAUAAUUACUAACCUUUCUGGGUUUUUUUCUCCCAACAACAACAAAAUGCUUUAUAAAAGCAGAAUGGGGUUAGUAACUUUAUUCUUAUUUUUUUUUUACGACCGGACUGUUAGAAAUGUCACGGACCUGCCUGAAACGUUCCUGUGUGUGUGAGCCUUCAGUGAGCAGCAGAGGUGUUUUUAUUUUUUCUCCCCUUUUUAUAAUGAAACCUGUCGAUAUUAUGUAGUUAGUCUGCAGAGAAAGAGAAUCAGGAAGGUCUGGCGUUUCCUGUGUGACCAAGAUGGAGGCAAACCGGAAAGGAAACAGCUUGACUCUUUGGUAAACAACAGGCGCCGGAAGGGUUUGGACAGACAGCCGGGGAGAACAUUCCUCCGCUCCUGAACUCCUCUUUGAACCCAAUUGGGGUUCUUCCUGCUAUGGACGCCUCGCAUCCAAAGCCAGAGACUUCAAGAUGCCAUUGACUUCAAGCUACGAGCUUCAGCACUCAACGCCAAAGGGUUGUAGUUCGUUCCUUUUUAUUCCUUACGGGAAACAUGCCUCCGUUCGCAUCAUUCAGCCUCCUUUUCCUUUCUUCUCGCCUUUUUCACUUUCAACGAACUGCGGCUUGUUGACAACCAUGUCUGGAAACUGCAGCCCCCCUUUUUCCCAUUAUAUCUCCCUCUGGAAUUUAGCCACCUUUCUUGGGACAUGAUACCUCAAGUGCUCUGUGCUGCGUAGGAACACAUCAUAUACACAGAUAUAUACGUACAGAUCCUGUAUGCUGUAAGGAAGAAUGCAGAAUAAGACUCUGGAUACUUUUUUAAAGAGGUCAGUAUUUAUUUGGAGCCUUGCGGACCGCUAGACGGGAAUGUUUUUGAGGAUUUGAAGAAGGUUGCAAUGCUCUCCUCGGAGUCGGAUUUGCUUAAAAUGAUGCCAAGUCUUAAUGAUCCCAGUGGCGAAGCUAUGGAUUCCUGGUCAUUUCUUCCAUUGGCUUUGUCCGGGCUAUUUCUUGGUUCGCAAACUUAGCAAAUUUCUUCUUGUCUCUUGGAUUUGAAGGCCUAGAAGCAGCGGAAGGACAAUUGGGGAAGAUUCACUUGCCAUUGAAUAAAGGAAUAAAAAGAAAUUGCCUUUUUCGCAACAAUGUUCUAUAUUUCUGGAGCCUUGUUUUGUUUUUGCCCUCUUUUCUUUUUUUUUAACCCACAUUUUGUCGUACUGAGGGACUCAAUUCUUGUGUAUAAAGACUCCAAAAAGGACUCUUGGACUUCAAUCCCGUUCGGGUUUGGAAAACGUUCCUGGAAGAAUGCCGUUUUAGUAGAAAAGUUGUGUAUAAAGGAAACAAAAUAAUAAAUCUGUUAACUUGCUCUUA
Anolis carolinensis (green anole) is the source of this 2864-nucleotide messenger RNA. RefSeq names its product PHD finger protein 6 (gene phf6). Bases 387 to 1478 code for a protein of 363 amino acids. Lineage: Eukaryota; Metazoa; Chordata; Lepidosauria; Squamata; Anolidae. The transcript has 12 exons. Gene Ontology annotation, cellular component: nucleus. The record is from RefSeq and is a predicted model, not a curated record.